GGGGGGGGGGGGGAAGGUGUUGCUGACUGGCAGCGGUGCAGCCGGGUGGCCAACCCAACCCUCGCCCCUAGCCAGGAACGAAAAGGAAAAGAAAAAAGCUCUCGUCUUCGUUCGUUUCCCCUUUUCGACGCCUCAGCUCGUACUUUCGUACUUCCGCCCGAAUCAGGACGUGACGAGCUCGCCCCUCCUGCAUGCGCGCACACCUGCUGGCUGCAGGAAGAACGAGGGGUGGUCGCUUGUGUUUGCUAGUGCCAACUAGAGUAUCUAGCGUGCGUGCCCGCCCCACCGCCGAACUCUUCCAUCCAUCUUCUACCGGGUUGGGGAUGUUCUCCUUUUUUCUCCAUCAAAGGGUUUGGAGGGGAAGGGAAAAUUCUACUGCAGGUUUGGAUUUCGAACGAACGGUCGGAAUGCUGGGCGAGCCGAGAUCGUGUAUCGCACAGCAACUGCCGCAUCCUCGACAUGUGCAUGCUAUGCUUCGUGGAAGCAGUCGAUAUGCAUGAUCCAUUCUGCAUGCCGAGGAGAGGAGAGGGAGAGGGGUGCUCGGACUUUUUCCGCACUCGACAAACCAAACAUGCCUCCCCCCCUCCCCCUCUCGAGUCUCGCCCGCCCCC
Molecule: messenger RNA, 611 nt
Organism: Tricharina praecox
Lineage: Eukaryota; Fungi; Ascomycota; Pezizomycetes; Pezizales; Pyronemataceae
Exons: 1
Coding region: 192-500 (102 amino acids)
Source: RefSeq, a predicted model, not a curated record